Messenger RNA from Gossypium raimondii (Peruvian cotton), 802 nucleotides. Its product is annotated as putative calcium-binding protein CML19. NCBI's taxonomy places the organism in Eukaryota, Viridiplantae, Streptophyta, Magnoliopsida, Malvales, Malvaceae. The record is from RefSeq and is a predicted model, not a curated record. Bases 208 to 630 code for a protein of 140 amino acids. The transcript has a single exon. Gene Ontology annotation, molecular function: calcium ion binding; enzyme regulator activity.
AUUCAACGAAAGUCCCUUCUUCUUUAUCUCCUUUCUCGCUUUGAACACCAAGUUUCGAAAAUUCCCAGCACUUUCUUCUUCAUCUAUAUAUAAACUCGGUUUCGGUUACCCAUUUCUGCAAAUCCAACUCAGCUUUCAAUUAUUUCAUCUUUAGUCGUUAAAGUUUCUUUCUUUUUCUUUUUCUUUUUUUAAUUUCUUCGUGAAAAUAUGAUCAAAAACGAACAAUACGAACGUGUUCUUAGUUACUUCGAUAGAGACGGCGAUGGGAAGAUUUCAGCAUCGGAGUUGAGCCAUAGAUUGGGCUUAAUGGGCGGGGAACUGAAGUUAAACGAAGCCCAAGUGGCAAUCGAAGCGUUGGACUCAAACGGCGACGGGUUAUUAGAUUUGGAGGAUUUCAUUGGGUUAUUAGAAGAAGGAGGUGAAGCAGAGAAGACGAAGGAUUUGAAAGAAGCUUUCCAGAUGUACGAUACUGAUGGAAACGGAUUCAUUACGCCUAAAGACUUGAAGAAAAUGUUAAGCAAGCUUGGGGAGUUCAAGUCCAUUGAUGAAUGUAAGGUUAUGAUCAAGCGAUUUGAUCUUAACGGUGAUGGUGUCAUCAGCUUCGAGGAGUUUAAAUUGAUGAUGCAAUGAUGCAUGCAUGGCCGUCUUUUCUUUUUUCCUUUUUUUUUUAUCCAUUGUUUCUGUAUCUAUAUGAUCCGUUUGUUCUUGUAAGUAAUUUUUAUGAAUCAUUUCAUCUCUUAUAUGUAUAAACUACACUCUUUUAAUUUUAUUUAUUAUUAAUAUUAAUGAUUAAAUACUUAAA